Messenger RNA from Mycosarcoma maydis (corn smut), 324 nucleotides. Its product is annotated as putative heat shock protein 10 (chaperonin CPN10). Gene Ontology annotation, cellular component: mitochondrial matrix. Bases 1 to 324 code for a protein of 107 amino acids. Gene Ontology annotation, molecular function: protein folding chaperone; protein-folding chaperone binding; ATP binding. Lineage: Eukaryota; Fungi; Basidiomycota; Ustilaginomycetes; Ustilaginales. The transcript is spliced from 2 exons. The record is from RefSeq and is a predicted model, not a curated record.
AUGGCUACUCAAUCUACCAUCCGAUCCAUCAAGUCGGUUGUGCCUCUUCUCGACCGGGUGCUCGUGCAGCGUUUCAAGCCCGAAACCAAGACCUCUUCGGGUAUCUUUCUCCCUUCCUCAGCCGCCUCUUCCCCCCUUCCCGAGGCUAGUGUCAUUGCCACUGGACCCGGUGCUCCUGACAAGGACGGGAAGAUCGUUCCCACCUCAGUCAAGUCCGGUGACAAGGUACUCCUCCCAAGCUGGGGUGGCAACUCGAUCAAGGUUGGUGAGGACGAGUACUUGCUCAUCCGCGACUCGGAGAUCCUUGCUAAGAUCACCGAGUAA